GAUGGUUCUUUCAGAAUUUAAAGCAUUACUGCUCUUAUACAAUCCCAACAUUCUCACUUAUUUUUACCUUCUACUACAAUUAAUAUCCUUCCCUUUAAACACUUCAGCGGCAAGAUAUAGGCGACAAUAUCCUCAAAAUAUCCAAAACCCCGAGGUUUAUUCAACCUUUACUUUUGACCAAAAUGCACAACAACCCCCUUCACCUACAACACAACAAAGACCACAAUUUACCGCUUAUAAUGAAACCUAUGCAAAAAGACUGCUUGCUCUAGCCGCUGGCGCUUAUUCAUAUACACCACCAAAUGGAUGUGAAAGGAGAUGGAUGCCUGAUACGCGUUUAUGGAGUUCUGUUAAUCAGACAUGUGAUGCUUUGGAAAGCACCUGCUCCUCCUACACCGUUGUAUCUGACCAGCGUUGUGAAUUAAUUAUCGUUUUUCGAGGGACAAAAACUAAAGAACAAUUAUUUUUGGAAGGAUGGCAAAGCUUGCAACCGGGCGUUGAUUUUGAUGGAAUUGGAAUGGUCAAUAAAUAUUUCCUCCGGGCAUUUAAUACGCUUUGGCCGAGUGUAAAGGAAGCUUUGGAGGAUCCGAGGCAUGCAGGCUACAAGGUAACCUUUACUGGCCAUUCACUUGGGGGCGCGCUCGCAUCACUUGCUUCAGCACGGACAGUUAAAUCGGAAAUUAGAAGGAGUGAUCAGGUUCAACUUUAUACAUUUGGUCAGCCACGUGUGGGUAAUGCUGAUUUUGCAUUUGCACAUGACGAACUUGUUCCAACGAGUUUUCGAGUUGUUCAUCGAAUGGAUAUUGUGCCACAUAUGCCAGCUUGUGAUAAAACUGACAAUUGGCCUGGUGUACGCCCCAAUGACGAUAGCAAGCCCUGCGAUCGUCAUGGAAAAGGGAAAGCUUACCAUCAUAAAACUGAAAUUUGGUAUCCUUAUGGAAUGAAGCCGGGCGAUCCCUUCUAUGAGUGCUUGGGUGAGCCAAAGAAUGAAGACUUUACUUGCAGUGAUUCACUUUCAUUUGAAGUGUCAAAAUACAAGACUUAUAUAAGUGAUCAUAGGCAUUAUUUUGAUCAUAAGGUCCCAAGAUUUGGAAAAUUGGGUUGUGAUCCAGCUAAAAAGGCAUUGGAGGAAGUUGAGAAACUUGAAACGAACGGCGUUGAAGCUACCAAGAAGUCUAGCGGAUUUUUUUCCAAUUUGAUUGGUAAAGUGAAAAGUUUGGGUAAACUUAUGAGAAUUUUGUGA
Meloidogyne enterolobii is the source of this 1243-nucleotide messenger RNA. The record is from the annotation of a GenBank genome assembly. Lineage: Eukaryota; Metazoa; Nematoda; Chromadorea; Rhabditida; Meloidogynidae.